Molecule: messenger RNA, 1773 nt
Organism: Sordaria macrospora k-hell
Lineage: Eukaryota; Fungi; Ascomycota; Sordariomycetes; Sordariales; Sordariaceae
Biological process (GO): glycoprotein catabolic process
Molecular function (GO): beta-mannosidase activity
Source: RefSeq, a predicted model, not a curated record
AUGGAAACCCAUAUGCUUGACUCAGACUGGCAGCUGAGGCAAUAUGACGAGAAUGACCAAGACGAACAUCCAUGGCUUCCUGUCGAAAAGGUUCCAAGCGAAGUCCAUGAGAAACUCAUGCGACACGGCAAAAUUCCGGACCAUUCUGUUGACCUGAAUGAGUUCUCUUCUGGUAACAUGUUCAUCGAGUACCGGGUUCCCGUUCACUAUUUGCUCGAGAAGGGAACGCCAGCGCAAGAUGGCGUGAACACACUGGACAUUAUCUUCGAACCGGCUCGAAAACGCGGACUGGAGAUCGUGAAAGAUCACCCAGAGCAUGACUUCAUUGUGCACCAGACCGAAUGCUACGAAGCCAAGAUUGAGAAUCUGAAGAUAGAGUAUGAGCUGGUUUGGGAAAGCGGGGAGAGGGCAACGGCAAGCCAUGUCUUGGUUUCGGCAGACAUACUGGAGCUAGCCAAUGUACCAAGGUUGAGAUCCUGUUCCACGGGAGAACUGUUGCCCAAUGCACCGAGUUCACACCCAGCGGCAGCGAAAACCCCGCCUCAACGACUACGUAUACCUCCGAAGCUCUCAAGGUCUAUGACCCUCAGCUCUGGUGGCCCAGGUGCUACGGACUGCAGAAUCUCUAUGAAGUGCGAUUGCAAUUCGUCACCAUCAACGGCACCGUGGAAGAGAAGCGAAAAACCAUCGGGUUCCGAAAAGCAGAACUUAUCCAGGAGAAGGAUGAAGACGGCCAAUCCUUUUACUUUCGCAUCAACAACACCGAACAUCUUCAUCGGGGGUUCCUGCUGGAUUCCCGCUGACAGCAUCCUGACAAGGCUUACCCCCGAGCGGUACCGGGAAUGGAUGUCCUUGCUGGCUGAAGGAAACCAAGUCAUGAUCCGGAUCUGGGGUGGAGGGAUAUACGAGUCGGAUGCCUUUUACGAGGCCUGCGAUGAGCUGGACAUCCUGGUUAUGCAGGCCGACGCAAUGUCGUGGGCCUACAAGUCAUGGCGUCAAGAUUGGGGAUCUGCCGGGAAGAGGAAGUGCGGAGGUGUGCUAGUCUGGCAGCUGAACGAUUGCUGGCCAACCGUAUCCUGGGCGAUUGUUGACUACUAUUUGGUGAAGAAGCCGGCGUACUAUGCCAUUAAAAGAGCUUUGCAACCACUAGCUGUGGGUGUGACGAGGGAGUUCCAUGACUGGACUAAGCGGCCGGCUGAUGAGCUUUGGAGGAGAGAUACGGGCCAUGUUGAUCCAAGUAAGGCACACCGGGACGUGAAGUUCGACGUUUGGGUGUCAAGCUCUGAGACACGGACAGUCAAGGCCAAGAUUGCGGUGAGGCUCAUUUCGAUCGCCAGCGGGAAAGACGUUGGGGACCGGCUAGAAAGAGAGAUAGAACUGAGGCCGAAUGGAUCUACCGAGGUCAUAGCAGGCUACCGGGUUGAAGGUUCCACAAAUGGUGAACACCCCGAACCGUUCGUCAUUCACGCUGUCUUGAUCGUGGAUGACAAGCACGUCUCCUACGACAUCUCUUGGCCUGAGCCAAUCAAGUACCUUGACUUCACUGAUCGUGAUGUUGAGGUCAGGGAUAUCGGCAAUUCUAUGGUAGAGAUCUCAGCACAGAAGCCAGUCAAGGGCUUUGUGUUCGCGGAGAAACAGGGUAUGAAGCUCAGUGACAACGGGUUCAAUUUGGUCCCCGGGGAAGAGCCUAGACGAGUGCAUGUCGAAUUCAGUGACGGGAGCCUGAAAGUGGACAACUUGGAUUGGACAUUUGUUGGCCGAUUGUAUGCUUAG